UCACUCAGGGGAAGCUAGCGCCGCUAUUUUAGCGCAGAGGUUUCAUCACAGCUUCCGGUUUUGGGAGGAAACACUGGAGAUUCCCCGACAAAACAAAGCUUCAGAUUGGACGCCAGGAUCUAUUAUUCCACUUCUGAAAGGAUUUUUCCAAGGGCUGGGAGGAGCAGGAUGUGACUUUUACUUUGAAGUUCUUAGCCGCGACUCUCUUCUUCAGUUCACAUCGCGAUUGCUUAAUCGCAGUAAGAUGGCGCUGUGUGGAGGGGCGGACAGAGUUUCUCACAGCAUGGAUAAGAGCAUAACACUCCCCCCUGACGAAAUCUUCCGCAAUUUGGAGAACGCCAAGAGGUUCGCUAUAGAUAUAGGUGGCUCUUUGACAAAGCUGGCCUAUUACUCCACUGUUCAACACAAAGUUGCCAAAGUAAGGUCGUUUGAUCACUCAGCCAAUGAGACAGAUGGAGACCAUCUUUAUGAGAUAUCCGUACAGGAGGAAAUCACCGCUCGACUCCACUUUAUCAAGUUUGAGAAUGCCUACAUCGAAACCUGCCUUGAUUUCAUUAAGGACCACCUGGUCAACACCGACACCAAAGUCAUCAAAGCUACUGGUGGAGGGGCGUACAAGUUCAAGGAACUUAUAGAGAAAAAGUUAAAGCUUAAAGUGGACAAAGCGGAUGAGAUGACUUGUCUGAUUAAGGGCUGUAACUUUGUGCUGAAGAACAUCCCACAUGAGGCUUUUGUAUAUGCCAGACAUGCAGACUCUGAAUUCCGUUUCCAGAAUACACACCCAGACAUUUUCCCCUAUCUGCUUGUUAAUAUUGGCUCCGGGGUCUCCAUAGUAAAGGUGGAAUCAGAGGACAGGUUUGAGCGGAUUGGUGGAAGUUCUAUAGGUGGUGGGACCUUUUGGGGUCUUGGAGCUCUACUCACCAAAACUAAGAGGUUUGAUGAGCUGUUGAACUUGGCUUCUAAAGGACAUCACACAAAUGUGGAUAUGCUUGUUAAAGACAUCUAUGGAGGUGCUUACGGUUCCCUGGGCUUAACUGGAGACCUCAUUGCAAGCAGUUUUGGAAAGUCAGCCACCACAAAUAAAGAGUUCUCUAAAGAGGACAUGGCGAAGAGUCUACUGCACAUGAUAAGCAAUGACAUCGGACAGCUGGCCUGCCUUUACGCCAAACUACAUAACCUGAACAGAGUUUAUUUUGGAGGAUUCUUCAUUCGAGGACACCCGGUCACCAUGCACACUAUUACCUAUAGCAUCAACUUCUUUACUAAGGGUGAGGUCCAGGCUUUGUUUUUGAGACAUGAAGGCUAUCUGGGUGCUAUUGGGGCCUUUUUAAAGGGUGCAGAGGAGGACAACCCUAACCAGUAUAGUUGGGGUGAGAACUACGCAGGUAGCUCUGGUCUCAUGAGCGUGUCUCCAGAAAUGAAUCCUGUCCAGCGGGCACGCAGCGGAACUUUUGAUAUGUUGGAGAUGGAUCGACUGGAGAGGCAGCUGGUGAAUCUGCCUCUGCUGCAGGAUCCGUCCUCUUAUAUUCCAGAUACAGUGGAUCUGAGUGAGGAUGCUUUGGCCCGAGAGUACUGGCUCUACUGCUUUGAGGAAGCAUUGGAUGGGGUUGUAAAGCGGGCAAUGGCCAGCCAGAGAGAUCAGCCCGGGGCUGUCGAGAGAGCAGAGAAGUUUCGGCAGAAGUAUUGUCACAAACUCCAAACUCUGCGGCACCAGCCUUUUGCUUAUGGAUCCCUCACCGUCCGAAGUCUUUUAGACACAAGAGAGCACUGUUUAAACGAGUUCAACUUUCCUGACCCCUAUUCUAAGAUCAAGCAAAAAGAGAAUGAUAUGGCUCUGAAAUACUAUCAGAAGGUGGUGAGGUCGGUGGAAGAGAUGAACUGGGAGCAGAGACAGUUCGCGCUGGUCAAAGGUCUUCUGGCCGGCAAUGUUUUCGACUGGGGAGCCAAAGCUGUGUCAGACGUGCUUGAAUCAGAUCCAGAGUUUGGGUUUGAUCAAGCAAAACAACAGCUACAAGAGCGCCCUUGGCUUGUGGAUGCUUAUAACCAAUGGAUUGAGAGGUUAAAGGGCCCUCCUCAUAAAUGUGCAUUAUUAUUCGUAGAUAAUAGUGGAAUAGACAUUAUACUUGGAGUUUUCCCUUUUGUUCGAGAACUCCUCAUUCGGGGCACAGAGGUGAUACUGGCGAGCAACUCAGGCCCCGCCCUGAAUGAUGUCACGAACAGUGAAUUGCUUAUCUUAACGGAGAGAAUAGCAGAGAUGGACCCUGUCAUUCAUGAUGCGCUCAAAGAAGACAGGCUGGCUUUGGUGCAGAAUGGUUCUAGCUCCCCUUGUUUAGACCUCAGUCGCUUGGACAAAGUCCUGGCCACGGUUGUAAGGGAACGUGGCACAGAUCUUGUGAUCAUCGAAGGCAUGGGAAGAGCCAUCCACACCAACUACUACGCCAUGCUCAGCUGCGAGAGCCUUAAACUCGCUGUCAUCAAGAACUCCUGGCUGGCCGAUCGUCUCGGAGGCAAGAUCUUCAGUGUCGUCUUCAAAUAUGAGGUCCCUAAUAAAGCCCAAGGGCAUUAUUAGGAUUGUGAAGAGGUUUUUAGAGGUAACGGCACAAGCUCUGAAAUGCAAAGAUUGAUAAUUGGUCCUGUGUUUCUUCAUGAAAUUGACAUGAUGAUUGUAUGCUUUUUUUUUUUUUUUAAUCAAAAUCAAUAAUAAGGUUGCGGUCGUGUUUGCCUGUUCUGAAAUUGAAUGUGUGCGUGUGCCCGUGGCCUCCCUCAUAACAAUUGGAUGACAGCUGUUUUUUUUUUUCUUGUGAUGCGAUUGAAAUUUAUUAUUCUCAGGAUUCCGUUGCUGACCAAUGGUCCUUUGUAGAUUUCAGGAUGGAUUGCAAUGACAAAUAUACCAUUUAUGAAUGGUUUUGACGUUGGUCUGUGUGUUUAGGAUGUGGUGGUCGAAAAAUCAUGUUCAGUUUUUCCAGCAUGUUUCAAAUUGUUUAUCACGCCACAUUUGUUGCUGCCACACUGAAGCAUAUCUCAUUUAACUUGCAUUGUGUUUUAAUGAUUACCGUCUCUGUUCCCAUGACAACAUUUGGUAGUGACAAUGAUUUUUUGGAUCUAUUGAUACAUCGCACUUCCACUGUGGAGAUGUAAAGUUAAACACAUUAUUAUGUAUUUGUGCCUUAAGCUUGUGGAGAACACAGUGGCAGUCCAACUGAAGUGUAUAAAAACGCGUUCUUUCACAAAAUAGUUUUUCGAUAAACAAUUGAUGGAAUCUAUAUUUUGCCUCCUCACAGCAAUGUGAUACAAGGAGUGUUGCACUUAAAGAUAUUUUAAAUUAGUUGUACAUCCACUAGAUGUCAGUGUUGUAUUGUAGUAAGACCCCCACAAAAAGAUUUUUCAUGAAGGCUGUUGUUAACAUGACAGACCGUUUUUUUUUUUUUUAUGUGCGAAUGUAACCGAAUUCUGAAAGGAGUCUGCAGUGCCUGCUUCAGAUAUUGCAUCAUUAAUACAUUUAUCUUAAAGUCCAAGCAGGUCUCGCUUUCUACCAUCUGUGGAAAUCUUUGUCAUCUUAAAUACAUUUCAGGGUUGUAUAGCACAGCAUUGCCUCACUGUCCCAGUUCUCUUUUUCCUUGUGUGUGUGUGUGUGUGUGUGUGUGAGAGAGAGAGAGAGAGAGAGAGAGAGAGACCCAUUUAUUGUAUUUUCCUGACACAGAGAAAUAAUGUAUAACAUGAUCAUCUGUUUGUGGGCACUAACAGUGAAAGAACAGCGUUUUCAGGGCUAUAUUACACAUCACAUGUUAAUUUUGAUUGGUUGUUUGAUUCUGUCUACAGUAUUUGUCUUGUGUGGCCCAGAAAAAACAUGUAUGAAUAUUCAUUCAGUAUUGUAAGCUCAGCGUGUACAUCAAUCUGACUAAAGGUUAUGAGAUAUGUAGUCUAAAAUGAAAUGUGUGUUGCACAGUUUGUUGGAAUUGGCCAUCGUGGAUAUAGCAGGGCAAAUAAUGCAUUGUGGGCUCUCAGACUAAAGCUGUUUGUACAGGCCUCCAUUAUUAUAGUCCAAAGUCCGACUUUACUUUACUAAAGCAUUAAUUUUUUGUGAGAUUUUGUAAAAUGAAGUGUAAAUAUGAUGCAAGCAUGUACAUAAAAUGUACUCUUAAUUUGCAUAUCUUGACAUACUUUAGAUGCUCAGUAUUUAAGAAAUGCUCACUUGACAAUGAUAUGUAAUUCUAUGUUAAAUAUAUUUUACAUUAUCUACACUCA
Molecule: messenger RNA, 4245 nt
Organism: Triplophysa dalaica
Lineage: Eukaryota; Metazoa; Chordata; Actinopteri; Cypriniformes; Nemacheilidae
Gene: pank4
Product: pantothenate kinase 4 (inactive)
Exons: 20
Coding region: 245-2569 (774 amino acids)
Biological process (GO): coenzyme A biosynthetic process
Cellular component (GO): nucleus; cytosol
Molecular function (GO): pantothenate kinase activity; ATP binding
Source: RefSeq, a predicted model, not a curated record